This is a messenger RNA of Eurytemora carolleeae, 1790 nucleotides long. Its product is annotated as zinc finger protein 816. The transcript is spliced from 6 exons. The record is from RefSeq and is a predicted model, not a curated record. NCBI's taxonomy places the organism in Eukaryota, Metazoa, Arthropoda, Copepoda, Calanoida, Temoridae. Gene Ontology annotation, molecular function: RNA polymerase II cis-regulatory region sequence-specific DNA binding; DNA-binding transcription factor activity. Bases 31 to 1656 code for a protein of 541 amino acids. Gene Ontology annotation, biological process: regulation of transcription by RNA polymerase II.
UUUUAGAAGUAGUUAAAAUUUCAGAAAAAAAUGGAGGAUGAUAAAGUGAAAUUAUGCGCAUCUGAAUCCCAUAUUUCUGAGAUACAGGAAACCUGUUCUGUUCUGAUGUACUCCACUCUCUACUCCGACACCCAGAUCAUCUGUUCAGACGGAAACCUGAGCAUUAACUCCAUGCUCUUGUGUUUCCUGUACCCGGAGUUAGAAUCUAGAUUUAUCCGGUAUUCUGGAGUUCAAACCAUUCUCCUUCCGUCCCACUCUGUUCAGGAGUUUAAAACCGAUCUUAACUCCGUCCUGGGAUACUGUGAUCAAGUAAACCAGGAGGAGAAGGAUGAAACCGUGUCUCAAGGUGGGGAUGAGAGCUGUGAUUUUAUGCUAGUGGAACCAGAGUUAGACGGGAACUGGAUAAAUUCAGAGAAUUUUGAACCAUCUUCCUCAUCAGAUAAUAGAUUGAAUGAAAGAUUACUUGAUCAGGAAGCAGAACAGAACCAAGAUUUAUCGAAAGUAAAACGAGGGAAGGUUAGAUCCCAGAUUUGGAAAUAUUUUGAACCGACGGACUCCUUUAAGGAGUCGGCCUGCUGCAAGGAGUGUGGGAAGGAGAUUAAGACGAGGAAGGGUUGCACCACGAGUAUGAUCCGACAUCUCAAGACAAAACACCCAGAGCUUCAGGAUGAAACAUUUCCAUUGAACCCGUCCUUGGAGUUUACAGGAAGAUAUUCCUGGGCCUUGAGUUUCAUAUCUCCAGGGUUGGAGGGAGACAGUGGAGGAACUUUCUGUAAUUUGUGUAAAAAAUUCUUUAAAACUUCAGUCACCGGGCUUUCAGUGUUACAGAACCACCUGGAGUUACAACACAAGGAGAUAUUUAAAACACUUUGUUUUGUUUGUAAACAAGGGUUAGAGGAAACUGAACCUAGAUCCAGUUGUACAAUCUGCGAUUGUUGUUUUCAUCCUGACUGCGUAGAAACUUCUAGAAAUGAUGAUUAUGACGCAGAUGUACGCACAGAUGCCUGGUGUGCGUACUGCUGUCGUCAGGACAGAUCCAGACGGAGGAGAACCAAGUACUAUCUCAGCAGGAUUAACAGCUGUGCACAGACUGCGUCUGUCUGCCCAGAAUGCGGGAAAGAAUUUAAAAAUCUGUCAAAUCAUAUUAAAGUUCACCAUCUUGGAUUAAAGAAUCAUAAAUCUGCACAUUGUGAUAUAUGCAAGAAAGUGUUUACUCAGAAAGCUCAUUUGAAAGAGCAUAUUAAAUCUGUCCAUGAACAAAUUAAAGAGUUCAAAUGUACAUUCUGUGACCGGGAAUUUUUUCGAAAGCCUAAUUUCAAAAGACACAUGAAAACUAUGCACAUGAACCUUCAAAGCAAUCAAGAAACUGAAUGUGUUGAUUGUGGAAAAGUGUUUAAAAGUAAGAAUUCUUUGCGUAAGCACAUUAAGAUCAUACACCAAGGAAUAUCAAGUUCAAAAAAACUUUAUUGUGAAGAUUGUGGACAGUGCUUUACGCAAAGUGGAUCCUUGUAUACGCAUAUGCGUAAGGUGCACCGGAAGGAGCCGGAUAUUCCUAAAAACCGGCAAAAUGUAAACAUUGAUAAAAUAUACAUUGAUACAUCAGUCAUCCUGGAAGCACAUCCAGAACUGAAAACAGAUUUGGAAACCAUAUCUUGAGUUUGUAUUCAACCUUCAUGGAGAAGAAACAAAUCUCUCAAGAAUUGGAAAAGGGUCAACGAGGGGAGGAAGGCCAGCCACAACAAUUUCUAGUCCGAGCCACAUUCUCCUCAUUUUCUCGUCCGAGCCACCUC